Molecule: messenger RNA, 1669 nt
Organism: Meira miltonrushii
Lineage: Eukaryota; Fungi; Basidiomycota; Exobasidiomycetes; Exobasidiales; Brachybasidiaceae
Product: putative xylitol dehydrogenase
Exons: 3
Coding region: 243-1424 (393 amino acids)
Biological process (GO): D-sorbitol catabolic process
Molecular function (GO): zinc ion binding; L-iditol 2-dehydrogenase (NAD+) activity
Source: RefSeq, a predicted model, not a curated record
GUGCCUGUUGUUGCUCUUGCUCAUGCACGCACAAGCCAAAACCAACUCUGCAUUACCACAGCUAAAAGAAGAAAGAAAGUCUCCGAAACUAGAAGGAAGGCUAAUUGACAACCAACCCAAUUUGAUCAGAGUAGUAGUAAAAACGGUUCGAUACAAUCCGAAAUCGUUUUUAUCUUCACAACGAUCACCCACAAGUAUCUUGAUCAAAGGUACUCUUUUUACUCCCUCCAUAACAAAUCAAGAUGUCUGCAUCUGCUCAACCACGCGGUCCAAUCGGACACGAUAACUCUUUGCAAGUCCCUAAUGCUGAUGGUAACUUGUCAUUCGUAUUGCAAAAGGUUAAUCAUAUCGAAUUCGAACAGAGGCCAGUCCAAAAGCCUCUCCCAAAUCAAGUCCAAGUCAACAUUCGUCAGACUGGUAUCUGUGGCUCAGACACUCACUACUGGAAACAUGGAUCGAUUGGUGAAUUCGUCUUGCGUAAGCCAAUGGUCUUGGGACACGAAUCUGCCGGUAUCGUGACCGCAGUUGGAGAGAAUGUCAAGACGCACAAAGUUGGCGAUCGUGUCGCUUUGGAACCCGGAGAGCCAUGUGGUGCAUGUCAAUACUGCCGAUCAGGUUUCUAUUAUCAUUGUGCAGAUUUAGCAUUUGCUGCUACACCUCCAUAUGAUGGUACUUUGGCAACAUAUUAUAACUUGCAUAGCGCAUACGCACACAAAGUUCCCGAUAAUAUGACUUUAGAAGAAGCAAGUUUGAUGGAACCACUUUCGGUUGGUGUUCAAGCUGCUGUCGCUCAAGGUAAAGUACAAGCAAUGCAAAACGUUUUGGUGUUUGGUGCUGGACCCGUUGGAAUGCUUUCGGCGGCCGUCUGUCGUGCAAUGGGAGCAAAACGUGUUGUUGUGGUGGAUAUCGUAAAGGAAAAACUUGAUUUCGCAAAAGAGUUUUGUGCUACUUCAACCUUUUUGCCUACUCCACCUGCUCAAGGUGAAGAAAAGAUGGCAGCUUCAGAGAGAAACGCAAAAGCAAUGAUCGAAGAGAUCGGUGGUGAUUUGAAGGAGAAAGGUGGGUUCGAUUUGGUUUUGGAAUGCACUGGUGCACCACCAUGCAUUCAAAUGGCUAUCUUCUCUGCUUGCACUCGUGCUCGAAUGGUACAAGUUGGAAUGGGCCCAAAAGAUGUUCUGCUUCCAUUAUGGCGCAUUGGUAUCAAGGAAAUCGAAUUGGUAGGAACAUUCCGUUAUGGUGCCAUUUGUUAUCCUUUAGCGAUCGAAUUGGCUUCUUCCGGUCGUAUUGAUGUGACAAAAUUGGUUACUCAUCGUUAUGCAUUCGCUGAUUCCCGCAAAGCAUUCGAUGCUGUUGCCAACGGAAAAGGUGAAGAUGGCAAAGCUACGAUCAAAGUGCAAAUCUCUCAAGGUCAAGCAAAGGCAUAAAUUAGAAUUGAGUUGCUGAAUUCCGGUAUAUAGAUGUGAACCACAAACAUGCUCAAUGUGCAUUAUCAGAAUGUUCUUCAAAUUUCAUUUCAUUGAUUCAUCCUUCUCGUUCAAGAAUGACUUAAAUUUCGCAUUUAUUUGGAUUGAAAGCGUGGGCAGUAAAGUAGAGUUUUUAAAAAAAGAGCAAAGAGAAAGCGUUCGUACAUAAAUAAAUAGAGUAGACAAGAGAGAGAAAAAGGUUCAGG